Molecule: messenger RNA, 1180 nt
Organism: Drosophila takahashii
Lineage: Eukaryota; Metazoa; Arthropoda; Insecta; Diptera; Drosophilidae
Product: probable isoaspartyl peptidase/L-asparaginase CG7860
Cellular component (GO): cytoplasm
Molecular function (GO): beta-aspartyl-peptidase activity; asparaginase activity
Source: RefSeq, a predicted model, not a curated record
AGAUGCCACGCCCGGUGCUGCUAAUCCACGGCGGAGCUGGUGACAUUCCGGACUCCCGGGUGGCAGGCAAGUUCGCGGGCAUCAAGCAGGCCCUGCGCUCCGCCUGGCGAGACCUAAAUGCCGGCGAAGGCACUGCCCUGGAUGCCGUGGAGGCGGCCGUGCGCAGCAUGGAGCUGGACGAGAACUUCAAUGCCGGCUAUGGCUCCUGCCUGACCACCGAUGGCCAGGUGGAGAUGGAGGCCAGCCUGAUGGAGGGCCGGGAAUUGCGUGCCGGAUGCAUAACCCUGCUGCGGGAUGUCAAGCAUCCGAUAACCGUGGCCCGCCGCCUGAUGGAGAAGCAGCGUCACACCUUUUUGGGCGGUCAGGCUGCCCAGGAUUUGGCCCUGUCCACGGGCAGCGAGCGCCUGCCGCCGGGAGCUCUCAUCACCGAGGGUGCCCGCUAUACGCUGAAGGAAUUCCAGGAGCAGGUGUCGCAGGGCAAGGAUCCUUUCUACGCCCGCACCGAAUUAACUGAGGUUACUCCAAAGACAACCGAUCCCAGUGGCGAAACAGUUGGCGCCGUGGCCAUGGAUUCAGCGGGCCAAAUUGCGGUGGGCACCUCGACGGGCGGGAUAACGGGCAAGUGGCCGGGUCGCAUCGGCGACACUCCGAUCCUGGGCAGCGGCACCUAUGCGGACAACUGCCGCGGCGGCGUCUCGACCACCGGACAUGGCGAGACCAUCAUGCGCUACAAUCUGGCCCAGCGCAUCCUCGCGGCCAUCGAGUACGGCGGCCUGUCCGCCCAGGCGGCCGCCGACAAGGAGUGCCGCGAGAUGACCAAGCGGCUGGGCGGCACCGGCGGCGCCAUCGUCGUCGGCCACUCCGGUGACCUGGGCAUCGCCUUCACCUCGCAGCGCAUGGCCUGGGGUUAUGUCCGGGAUGGAACCAUUUUCUACGGCAUCGAGGGUCGGGUGGUCCACCAGGAGCCCUUCGCGGAAUAACUUAACAUCUAAAGUGGAGCCUGAUAAAUUAUCGAUAUUUUCGAUAUUAUUUUCACAACAUCGAUUCGAUAAUAUCGAUGAAACUGUCAAUAUUUGUAUAGCUCUAAUCUAAAGUUUACAAAUUAUCGAUAUUUUCGAUCUUAUUUUCACAACAUCAAUUCGAUAAUAUCGAUGUUUUGAAGGGAUUUCGAUAUUUUUCA